Molecule: messenger RNA, 866 nt
Organism: Drosophila serrata
Lineage: Eukaryota; Metazoa; Arthropoda; Insecta; Diptera; Drosophilidae
Gene: Jon25Bi
Product: Jonah 25Bi
Biological process (GO): proteolysis
Molecular function (GO): serine-type endopeptidase activity
Source: RefSeq, a predicted model, not a curated record
GCACAUUCAAUCACAAUGAAAGUGUUCGUCGUAUUGGCUCUGGCUCUGGCCGCCGUCUCCGCGGAGACCAUUGAACAGGUGCAUCCCAAGGACUUGUCCGGCAACACCAAAAUCAAUGGCCGCAUCGUAAACGGCUACCCGGCAUACGAGGGCAAGGCCCCCUAUACCGUCGGCCUUGGCUUCAGCGGAAACGGAGGCUGGUGGUGCGGCGGAUCCAUCAUCGCCCACGAUUGGGUGCUCACUGCCGCUCACUGCACCAACAAUGCCGCCCAGGUGACCAUCUACUACGGUGCCUCCUGGCGCACCAACGCCCAGUUCACCCACACUGUGGGCAGCGGUAACUUCAUCCAGAACGGCAACUGGCCCAACCAGAACGGCAACGACAUCGCCCUGAUCCGCACCCCGCACGUCGACUUCUGGAACCUGGUCAACAAGGUGGAGCUGCCCAGCUACAACGACCGCUACAACAUGUAUGACGGUUGGUGGGCCGUGGCCUGCGGUUGGGGACUGACCACCUCCGGCUCCCAGCCCGACUGGAUGGAGUGCGUCGACCUGCAGAUCAUCAGCAACUCUGAGUGCUCCCGCACCUACGGAAACCAGCCCGAUGGCAUCCUUUGCGUGUCCACCUCCGGCGGCAAGUCUACCUGCUCGGGUGACUCUGGUGGCCCCCUGGUUCUCCACGACGGCGGUCGCCUGGUGGGAGUCACCUCCUGGGUUUCCGGCAGCGGCUGCACCGCCGGCCUGCCCUCCGGCUUCACUCGCGUCACCAACCAGCUUGACUGGAUCCGUGACCACUCCGGCGUGGCUUACUACUAAGCUCGAUGUCCGGCCUUUAUUUAAAUAAAUGGAAUUCUUCAAAAAAUUAA